AUGCUUUUGUCCGAAUUACCUUUUGAAAUACUUUCAAAAAUUGCUUCGGAGCUUAGCCGUGGUAUUGUUAGUCAGUGCUGUCUUGUAUGUAAAGCGUUCCUAGAGCCCUUCCAAGAAUCGUUAUGGAGAGAUAUCAGGAUUUGUAAUCAAGAUGAUUUGGAUAUUAUAUGCUGUCCAGAAACACCAAAAGCAUACUCGAAAUUUGGACAUAAAGUACACAACUUGUGCUUGAUUACACAUGGAACCAUGACAGACCAUCAGCUCAAAUAUUUACAGAACCUCUUUCCACAUGUAAAAUCUUUAUAUAUUCAUGGAGUAAAUGCUGGUCCAUUUGACGAUAUAGCUUUGACUGGCCUAGGUCCCUGGUAUUCAGUAAAGAAUCUAGAUAUCACCUUUCUUGGGGAUUCGACUACUGCAAUCAAACAAGUCUAUUUAGCCCUCUUACCACUCUUUCCGAAUGUUAUAGACCUUAAACUCAAUUGUCGUUUUCAGGCGGGAGUAGCAUUCUAUGUGGAAGACUUUGAAAUCAUUCAUGCUUGUUUACCGCAGCUCAAACAUCUCCUGACAUCUGUAAGGCUUGGUAUGAUGACAACGAGAGAUCUGCUUCGUGUACCAGAAGUUCCUCCUGCCAAAAGCAUGUUGCGAUUUGAUGCAGGGCUUGAAGAUAUUGAUCAUAGAUGGCUAUGUUACUUUGCUCAAAAAUAUCCAAACUUGCAAGCAAUUAGAUGGGUUAUCGAUGAAGAAUAUGAAUCGGAUGAAGAAGUAUACAACGAAAUGGAUAUAGUGCCUCAGGAGACUAACAAUGACUAUGGAGAAUCUAUAGUCAGAUUCCACGAUCGGUACCAUUCUAUUGGUGAGGAUGGAUUCUAUCAUAGGCUAAAUCGCGGAGUACUUUACAAUAAAGAAGAAGCUCUUGAUAUGUUUUCAAGGCUUCCGCGAGUGUUUCCACAUUUGGAAACAACUGAUUUUUAUAGCACUGGAGAAACCGAUAUUAUUGGCCCUUUAAUUUGGAAGAUAUUUACGGUUUUCAAGGUACCGGUCAAGAACAUACAUUACUUUUUUGGGCACUACCUAGAGGAAGAGAAACUACUUCAUAACACCAUUCACAACUUUACCCUGGCAUUCUCUCAAACUAUUGAAGAACUUUUUAUCGAUAGCGUACUAUACUUUAAUAGUCGCCAAGAAAUUACAGCUUCAUUUGAACGCUGUCCUCACUUGACACAGCUAGAGAUCAAUAAAUGUAAUGUGUCGAUCGAUGUUGAUAUUUUAAUGGAUCGCUGUAUAUCUUUGAAGAAAAUAAAGAUUGCAGGUGGCUUGAUCACUGUGAGUUCAGAUACAGUAGAGAAUCCACCCUCUCACGGAUUACGGCUAUUAGAUCUCAAGGAGAUAAUUUUAGUACCUGGGGCACUUGAUCAUAUCUCAAAGCGUUGUAAAAGAUUAAACUAUAUGGCUCUAGAGAAUGUACAGAUUUUUGGUCAGGUAGAGGCUGAAGGUGGACUUUCGAUCGAUAUGUCUCUGACCCACUUCAAGCUUAUAUAUAUAUAUAAUGUGAACUUUAGUUCCAGCUUCGAGUUCAUAGAACUACGACCCAAAGACAUUGGAAUUACUAUUGUUUCAACCCCACAUUAUAAUAUAAAAUGGAAUGAUAAGCCGGGUCAGAUGUAUAAUAAAUAUAAGAAAUACGAUACGGAGGUUUCUCAGGAUCACACAGAGGAAUGCACUGAUAGCAAAGGGCCCAAUUCAUCUAAACUGCUCAUACUGGAUAAAGAAGAUAGCCAAAAUGCCUAUGUAUACUUUCAUAAAUUGAAGACCGUCAACAAAACACACGAAUCCGACCUGAUACAAGAGUGUUAUAAAAAAAAAUCUGAUAUAACACCAAAAAAAAGUGAAAAUCUUAGUUAUGCGAUUAUGAAAUGCGGGAAAAUAGAUGCCUAUGAAAUAAGGGUAUUUGGCGAAGGAAAAAAUGUAGAUUAUUGGAAAGACUGUUUUAAUACGUUUGGUACAGCCUGUUCUCGUAAUGAUAUGUCAAGCAUAUUUGAUUUUCGUGUAUAA
Phycomyces blakesleeanus NRRL 1555(-) is the source of this 2052-nucleotide messenger RNA. RefSeq lists its product as hypothetical. Gene Ontology annotation, molecular function: protein binding. The coding region runs from base 1 to 2052 and encodes 683 amino acids. NCBI's taxonomy places the organism in Eukaryota, Fungi, Mucoromycota, Mucoromycetes, Mucorales, Phycomycetaceae. The transcript has a single exon. The record is from RefSeq and is a predicted model, not a curated record.